Molecule: messenger RNA, 1557 nt
Organism: Penicillium vulpinum
Lineage: Eukaryota; Fungi; Ascomycota; Eurotiomycetes; Eurotiales; Aspergillaceae
Product: cytochrome P450
Exons: 3
Coding region: 1-1557 (518 amino acids)
Molecular function (GO): oxidoreductase activity, acting on paired donors, with incorporation or reduction of molecular oxygen; heme binding; monooxygenase activity
Source: RefSeq, a predicted model, not a curated record
AUGUCUAUGACUAUUGCCGCCAUUGUUAUAACCAGUGUGGCGCUCUUGGUCCAUUAUAUCUGCCGCUCUCUGCUCUUCAGCCCCUUAGCGCAGAUCCCAGGGCCCAAGUCAUUUGCCUUGACGAAAUGGCGACUUGCUUCUGAAGACUACCAGGGCACACGCACCCGCAAACUCCAUGCGCUUCAUGGAGAAUAUGGCCCGGUCGUCCGGGUGGGUCCAAACGAGGUGACCUUUAACAGUCUUUCCGCGUUGCGUUCAAUAUAUGGGGCCGGGAGUGGCUUCGAAAGGACCAAGUUCUACCAUAUGUUUUCGGCAUACGGACGCCAGAACAUGUUCUCGUUUAGUGCAGUGAAACAGCAUGGGGAACGGAAAAAGAUCUUCGCCAAUGCCUACGCUAAAUCUACAAUUUUAAAAGGGGAGACCGCCCACAUGAUUGAAACCAAGGUCAAAAAGUUCAUUAGACUUUUAGAAAGAGAGAGAAGCAAUCUAUCUACCGAUAUAUUUCCUGCAUUGCAUUACUUCUCCCUAGACAACAUCACGGAGUUCGUCUAUGGCGACUUUGGGAAAACGGCAUGUCUCGACGGCGUGGAAAAAGACCGCGCUCUUCUUCACGAUAUCAUGGCCACUGGUAGUCGCAGACUUACAUGGUUUACGGUCCAUCACCCGAACUUCACGGCCUGGCUUUACUCGAGGACCGGGAUAAUGGGCUGCAUUGCUCGCCAAUUCUACCCGAUGCAGGGGCCAAUACCAUAUACCGAUAUCAAACUAUACGCAAUGAAGGCUUUCCGGUUAUUCUCUAGUGCUUCAGCCGAGGAGAAGACAAAACAGUCAUCUCUCAUCUCGAAACUCUGGAAGCAUCAUCUCAGUCAGAAAGAGGGCGGUUUAGAUGAUCUUGAUGUUGCGUCUGAAUGCGCAGAUCAUCUCGACGGCGGUAUUGACACCACAAGUGAUACUCUCAUGUUCGCAAUUUGGUGUCUUUCUCGGCCCGAGCACAGAAAGUUUCAGAAGAGACUUAUUGACGAAGUUCAAAGUCUAUCAGAAAAUGAACUUAACACGGAUGGGAUACCACGAGUAGAAGUAACCGACAAGCUAGAAUAUGUGAAUGCAGUGAUCAAAGAAACUCUCAGGCUUUUCGCGCCACUCCCAGCAUCAGAACCAAGAUCGCUACCAAAGGACACCACAAUUGAUGGCUAUCUGAUCCCUGCCUAUACAAUCGUUUCAAUUUCGCCAUAUACUCUGCACCGGAACGCAGAAGUUUUCAGAGACCCUCGGGCAUUCAAUCCAGACCGCUGGCUUGACCCCUCCCAGGACGCCGCGCAAAUGAGAAAGCUCUUCUGGGCUUUCUCCAGUGGAGCACGGAUGUGCAUUGGAAUGCAUCUCGCCAUGGCAGAGAUGACCACAUUUUUGGCGGCACUUUACCGCAAAUAUAUAACACAACCUGUAGAUGAUUUCGACAUUAUCUCGCCCGGCAUAACAAGCCGUUUUGAGGUCUUCUACGACGAGAAUUGCAGUGAGAUACGAGAACAUGAAUGCCGAAUUGCAUUUAUGCCUCAGUGA